AUGUCCCGGUCACUGCUGAAGAAAGGGCUGGAUCUGGUGUGCUCGGAUUCCAUUGGUUUCAAAAAGCAACCAGGAAAGCACAAGCAGAAUGAAGCCUUGAGCAGCAACAAAAUAGGAAUGAAGAAGCAGCUCCAAAAACUGAAACGUCAGGGACAGCCACAAAAUCAGAGAGCAUCGGCCAAAAACAGAGUUAUUAAAUCAGCAAUAGAGGAGUAUAAAAAACAUGCACCACAAGACUAUCUUGCACAAAACCUCAAAUAUAUGCUUGGAUCCCACUCUGUUGCAAACAAAAAAGCUGUCAAGGAGAUUGUAAAUCAGCACUGCGGACGGAAAGCAAGAGACAAGCAGGUAAAGAAGAAAAAGAGGGUGCAAAAGAAAUCUGUGUUCUCAGAUUCAGACUUCAAACGUUUUGAAAAGGAAUACUUUGGAAGCAGAUAG
Messenger RNA from Staurois parvus, 438 nucleotides. The record is from the annotation of a GenBank genome assembly. NCBI's taxonomy places the organism in Eukaryota, Metazoa, Chordata, Amphibia, Anura, Ranidae.